Molecule: messenger RNA, 5316 nt
Organism: Arvicola amphibius (Eurasian water vole)
Lineage: Eukaryota; Metazoa; Chordata; Mammalia; Rodentia; Cricetidae
Gene: Il12rb2
Product: interleukin 12 receptor subunit beta 2
Exons: 18
Coding region: 426-2996 (856 amino acids)
Biological process (GO): cytokine-mediated signaling pathway
Cellular component (GO): external side of plasma membrane; signaling receptor complex
Molecular function (GO): cytokine binding; cytokine receptor activity
Source: RefSeq, a predicted model, not a curated record
UACGGCGCGGACUCCUGCGGGUGGCGCGGCGCUCGGCCAGGGGUUUCCGGGAUCCCUCUCCGCGUCCUGUGCGCGGGAAUGAAUACCUCUGGUUAGUGGCAACGAGGAACCCGGGAAAUGUACAAUUCCAGCACACUGAAAAUGAUUAAGAAAGCAACACAAUCCAGGACUAAAGAGAAAAUGAAAUAGGCAGUGGCCUCGGUGGACAGCUUACCUGUCUCCUCAAGGACAGACUCCAAGAAGCUGCCUGUUUUGCGUUUGUCUCUGGGGUGAGUGUGCAGAGACUGAUUGGGAGCACCUGCUGUACCUUCCUGCCUCUCCUGGUGGUGCUGCUUGGGGACGUUCACUGGCCUCCCUCUGAACAUUGUUUUCACUAUCUGGAAGCCAUGGGGAGAACUCGAGUUGCAUUCUGGAGUUGACUGCUCAUGGCACACACUCUUAGAGGAUGCUUGUUGGGACUGAAUUUUUUAUUCAUGUGGCUGUUGAUUAAAGCAUAUAUAGAUCCCUGCAAGCGAGGCACAGUGACUGUCAAGCCUUCCCCUGUGAUUCCACUUGGGUCAGCUGUCAAUAUUUCCUGCUCUUUGAAUCCCAAGCACCGCUGUUGGAAUCAUCCUGGUUCUAAAUUAGUCCUCUUAAAGUCUAGCAAAAUAGUCCAUUCCCACAAUGGUCACUUCUCCACUUUUCAAGUCUCCAACCUUCCCCUUGGCACAACCGUAUUUGUCUGCCAGGUGUACUGUCCACAAACUAGUCAGUACUAUGUGUGUGGAGCAGAGAUCUCAGUUGGUGUUGCUCCAGAGCCACCUCGAAACCUAUCAUGCCUCCAGGAAGGAGAACGUGGGACUGUGGCCUGCACCUGGGACCCUGGACUAGAUACCUAUCUGAAAACCCACUACACUUUACAGUUAACUGGACCAAACAAUGUGACCUAUCAGGACUACGGCAGUUGUCAGAAUUGUAAUCGCUUGAGUCUUGGGAUCAGUCUAACAUCUCAUUUAGCUGAAUCCAAGUUCACAGUCAGUGUCACUGCAAAAAACCAGCUUGGAAACUCUUCUUCAUUUCCAUUUACGUUCACGUUCUUGGACAUAGUGAGGCCUCUUCCUCCGUGGGACAUCAGAAUCAAUUUUCUAAAUGCUUCUGGAAGCAGAUGUAUCGUGCAGUGGAAAGAUGAGGGGCAAGUGGCGCUCAAUCGACUCAGAUACCGGCCUUCUAACAGCAUGUCCUGGAAUAUGGUUAAUGCUACAAAUGCCAAAGGAAAAUACGACCUACAGCAUCUGCAGCCGUUUACAAAAUAUGAAUUUCAGAUUUCAUCUAAGCUGUAUCUUUCUAAAGGAAGCUGGAGCAAUUGGAGUGAGCCACUGACAACACGAACACCAGAGGAAGUGCCUGUUGGGACAUUAGACAUCUGGUACAUGAAACAAAACAUCAGCUCUAACAGACAACAGAUCUCUCUUUUCUGGAAGAAUCUGAGUUCCUCAGAGGCAAGGGGGGAAAUCCUCCAGUACCAGGUGACCUUACAGGAGGUAACAAGAAAAAUUACACUGCAGAACAUUACAGCACACACCUCCUGGACCGGGGUCAUUCCCAGAACUGGGGCUUGGACUGCAUCUGUGUCUGCAGCCAGUUCAAAAGGCUCUUCUGCGCCCACUCGUAUUAACAUAGUGGACCUGUGUGGCACUGAGUUGCUGGCUCCUUCCUGGGUAUCUGCUAAGUCAGAGAACAUAGACAACAUUAUGGUGACCUGGCAGCCUCCCGGGAAAGCCGUCUCUGCUGUUCGAGAGUACAUAGUGGAAUGGAGGGCUCUAGAACCUGGAAGGAAUGUGAGCUUUCCCCCACACUGGCUGCGGAUCCCUCCCUACAACACGUCUGCUCUGAUUUCAGAGAACAUCAAUCCCUACAUCUGUUAUGAAAUUCAGGUGCAUGCACUGUCAGAGGACCAAGGAGGUUGCCGCUCCACCCUGGGUGACUCCAGGCACAAAGCACCUUUGACUGGCCCUCAUAUCAUUGCCAUCGCAGAGAAAAGAAAGAGCCUUUUUAUUUCCUGGUCCCAUAUCCCAGCCCAGGAGCAAAUGGGCUGCAUCCUCUAUUACAGAAUAUACUGGAAGGAACGAGACUCUGCUGCGCAGCCUGAGCUCUGUGAAAUUCCAUACAGACACUCCCAAAACUCAUCUCCAAUAAGCAGCCUGCAGCCUGGAGUGACUUAUGUCCUAUGGAUGACAGCUCUCACUGCUGCUGGGGAAAGUCCUCAAGGAAACCAAAGGGAAUUUUGUCCACAGGGCAAAGCAAACUGGAAAGCAUUUGUGGCAUCAAGCAUUUGCAUUGCUAUCAUCACGGUGGGCAUUUUCUCAGUUCGUUCCUUCCGGCAAAAGGCAUUUGCUUUCCUCUCUACUCUCAGACCUCAAUGGUAUUGCAGAACCAUUCCAGAUCCAGCAAAUAGCACUUGGGUAAAAAAGUACCCCAUUGUGGAGGAGAAGACCCAUCUAUCCAUGGACAAUCUCUUUAUGGCCUGGCCCACUCCUGAAGAGCCUGAGCCCCUGAUCAUCAAUGAGGUCCUUUACCAAAUGACCCCAGUCUUCCAACCCUAUUGCCCCAAAAGACAAGGGAUCCUAAGUCACUCUACCCCCAAGGAAGACACAAUAUAUAUUGCCUCCAGUCCACUACCUACAGGAACUCUCACAGCUGACACAAGACAACUAGUGAAUCUAUACAAGAUGCUAGGAAGGAGAGAACCUGACUCAAAACUGGGCAACCUGACCAAUUCCUUGACAGUUGCCCCAGUGGACUACCUUUCCAGCCAUGAAGGCUAUUUACCCUCCAACAUGGAAGAUCUCUCUCCACAUGAGGCUCCUCCAACUGAUUCUUUAGAACUGGAGCACCAACACAUCUCUCUCUCCGUUUUUGCAUCAGGUUCUCUUCGCCCACUCACCUUCUGUGGUGAGAGGCUGACUCUGGAUCAGUUAAAGAUGGGGUAUGACUCCCUCAUGAGUAAUGAGACUUGAUGCCUAGAAAGUCAGUGUAUCCCAUUAAUAUAAUUACUCCAGUGGUCACAAUCUUGGGUAGUAUCGGGACAGUGCAGACAAGCUGUCUCUAGCUUCACCAUAGGGACUUGCUGCCUUUGAUACCUCAGGUCUAAAAUUUCAAUCCACAAGAACCUGCACUUUGCUGUUUUCUUUAUCUAUAACUAUGACCUAACUCAGCCCCCUCUUCUAUAUCACCACUGGGUAAGUCAAGUGCCAUUCUAAAAAUUCUCCUUACCAAAAAGAUGGAACAAAAGAUCCAAAACCUUUUUACUUAAAAUGCCAAAUCUGAUUCUACCCCCAUCCUAUUCUCUACAGUGACUACUUGUCUGUACUUGGUAUCUUCAUUUAAUAGUUACCUAUUGCAAAUCUAUACUUCCUUUCCUAACCUACCAAAUUAGCAAUGUGUCCAUAAAGCCUAGUCCUGCCACCUGUUUUCAGCCUUUGUUUCCUAUGCAAGUCUAGAAGUUAAAGACAUUUGGUCAGCUUGCUCAUAAUCAUUGCUUCCUGCUACUCUGGAAAGUCUGGAAGAGUAGUUCUUCUCAAAAGAUUAGGCUUUCCAUUACAUUUCUAUUCUACGCUACUAAUUACUGUCCAGCCAUCAGCUUUGGCAUCUCGGCACCCAUCAAGUACCCUUAGUUGAUUGCCAUGACAAGGAUACCUUCCCAGAAGCCAGCCAGCCUGUUACAGCAUUGUUCAGUUUUCUCCUACCAAACUGCUUUUCUCCCUGCUCCCCGGUCCCCAGACAAUAGUGAAAUCUUAUCAAGGUUUCCCAACCCUAACAAUGCCUCCUCCAUGCUUUCCCUCAUCAAGACUCCCAUGUCACUUUAAUCUACAACUUGGCAAAGUCUUCCCAGUAUAGUGCAUGUCAUCUGUCAUCAUUUCUGUUGGCCAUUUCAGCUUGCUUGCUUCCCACCAGCUAUUCUAGCACAAGCUUUACAAAGAACAAACAAAAUCCACAUAAGGGACCUUUCACUUUUAAGGUGCAUUAAGCAGUCUCACUUUGCUGUAUGAGAGAGCUCACCAAAUGACAGAGCAACAGGUAAACUUUCCCAAGUAAUUUUUACAAUUUGCUUGACUCCCAGAUAAAACUCCAAGUUUCAAGUCUUUUAUCCCUUGGUAUUUUUAAAUUCUAAAAUAUAUCCCACCAAUCUACUUUUUAAUUCAUAAAUGAACUGAAAUAUCAGUGUACAACACUAAGGGACAUGAAAAAUUUUGGAUGUUUUGGUUUUAUUUUGAAGGUGUGGGAGUGAAAUCCAGGAGUUUGUUAGACAAACUGUCUAGACCUCAAGUUUAGGUAGGAAUUCUCACACUGCCCUGAAAUUUCCCAAAAGCCAGGGGUUUUGUCCUACUCUUAUCUUUCAGGUUAAGUGGAAUGUCAAACCAUCUCACACCCUCUCACCACUAGUUGUAACCCUACCACCAUUUUUCAGCUCCCUUUAGUAGUUACAACUACAGCUCACCCAUGAUGUCCUGGAGCAGGGGUUUAGAGAAAGAAAAAAAAGUUCUAAGCAGGGUCUGUUCUUGAGUCACCAGAAAGUUGCUUCCUGUUCCAAUAGCAAAGACCAAGCAAGCCCUCCCAAGGUUUGUUUUCAUCCUAGCUUGCAGACUCAUGUCCACUUUAAGUUUAUGAAAGCUUUACUUGAAAAGGUAAAACUUCCAGAAUAAAGCAUUUUCAGAUAAGAGCUUCAUAUAAAAACCUUCCUUCUUCCCUAAGAAAGAAACGCAACUCAGACUAAAACAGAUAUAGCAGCAGCCUAAACACAUUUAAGAACUUGGGUUGGAUUUCCCGGCAACAUGAGUGAUGGAAAGAAUCAAGCUGGAAUUCACAGCUUACACCAAAAUAAUACUAUGAAACACAAAUAGAAAAUGGUUCCUAAUAAGGCUCUCGUACAAAUAGGCAUGAAAGGCUGCACUUCGAUAACACGAAGUACAUAAUUGUGGUCAACUGUAAUUAAAGAAAUGUAAACUAAGUACUAAAGUAUUUUCACCAUAUUAGCAAAGAAUACAGAACAAAUUAGCCAGUAUUAAUCAGAGCAGCUGGACAAUAUUCAAUAAAAUUCUAACGGUCAACACUCAAGUUUUCAUCAACAUAGCUAAGAGCAGUUUAGUAUCUUUAGAACACAGUAUUUCUCAACAAUGAAUUAAAAUGGUGGUCCUUUGAAACCUAGUGUUUCUGUACAAUGAAAAUACUGUAGAGUUCAAGGAAUUUGACUCUAUAUAAUUUUUAAUUCUAAACAAAAGCUAAUUAAACUGCAUUGUGCCACUGGCUUCUGUGUUACAUUUUCUUUCGGCAAUAAAA